GAUUUGUCCCUUCCGCUCACCCUUUUUCUCCUUCUGCAAGUAAAGAGAAGAAAAUCACGAACAGAAGCCCAUUUCUAGGGUUGGGGUUUCAUUUUCCUCAUUCUCGAUCCGCUAACUACCAUGGAUCUCGAUAUGAACGCACCCCAUUCCAUGGGAACAACGAUUAUUGGAGUAACCUAUGAUGGCGGCGUUGUUCUUGGUGCCGAUUCCAGAACAAGCACAGGGAUGUAUGUUGCUAAUCGCGCAUCGGACAAGAUCACGAAGCUGACAGAUAAUGUUUAUGUCUGCCGGUCGGGAUCGGCUGCGGAUUCCCAAGUUGUCUCUGAUUACGUCCGUUACUUUCUCCAUCAACACACAAUUCAACUUGGGCAGCCUGCGACUGUCAAGGUUGCUGCUAACUUGGUUAGGCUAUUGUCUUACAAUAAUAAGAACAUGCUGCAAACUGGACUGAUCGUUGGUGGGUGGGACAAGUAUGAAGGAGGUCAAAUAUACUCUGUGCCCCUUGGUGGAACAAUUCUCCAGCAACCAUUUACCAUUGGAGGAUCUGGAUCCAGUUAUUUGUAUGGGUUCUUUGAUCAAGAAUGGAAGGAUGGAAUGAGCAAAGAUGAAGCUGAGAAAUUAGUGGUGAAGGCAGUCUCUCUUGCCAUUGCUCGAGAUGGUGCAAGCGGGGGUGUUAUUCGGACUGUUAUUAUAAAUUCGGAAGGUGUCACAAGGAACUUCUACCCAGGUGAUGCUCUUCCAUUGUGGCAUGAAGAAUUGGAGUCACGGAAUUCAUUGCUGGACAUAGUGUCGUCGGCUAGCCCUGAGCCCAUGAGCAUCUAAUCUGAUUGAAUGGUGGUUACUAGACAAUGUAAUAUGAUGCUCCUAGUACAUGUUUUCCUUUUAAAAUGAUAUUGUGGGGAACAUGCCAUUUCAAAUCUCUGUAAUCUCUCAAAGAUCUUUUUGCUUGCGAACCAUUUCGUUUUCAGGUAAAAAUCAUUUCUGGUGAAAAUUAUGUUGAGAAUGAUUUCUAGUUAAACGAACUGCAGGCAGUGCUUCAGGCAUAAAUGUUUAGUGAUUGGGCUCCU
Messenger RNA from Magnolia sinica, 1067 nucleotides. RefSeq names its product proteasome subunit beta type-6. The record is from RefSeq and is a predicted model, not a curated record. The transcript has 8 exons. Gene Ontology annotation, cellular component: proteasome core complex. The coding region runs from base 121 to 822 and encodes 233 amino acids. NCBI's taxonomy places the organism in Eukaryota, Viridiplantae, Streptophyta, Magnoliopsida, Magnoliales, Magnoliaceae. Gene Ontology annotation, molecular function: threonine-type endopeptidase activity.